Molecule: messenger RNA, 219 nt
Organism: Penicillium alfredii
Lineage: Eukaryota; Fungi; Ascomycota; Eurotiomycetes; Eurotiales; Aspergillaceae
Gene: tfb5
Product: TFIIH complex subunit TFB5
Exons: 3
Coding region: 1-219 (72 amino acids)
Biological process (GO): nucleotide-excision repair, preincision complex assembly; transcription initiation at RNA polymerase II promoter; nucleotide-excision repair
Cellular component (GO): transcription factor TFIIH core complex; transcription factor TFIIH holo complex
Source: RefSeq, a predicted model, not a curated record
AUGCCCCGCGCAGUCCGAGGCCUUCUUAUCGAGUGUGACCCCUCGAUUAAAUCGAUGAUCCUCAAGUACGAUGAAGAGCGCCACGACUACAUUGUGGAGGACCUGGAUGAUGAGAAUCAUCUGGUCAUCAAGGAGAGUCAGCUGCAGAACCUAAAAGCCCGUCUGGACCAGGAUCUCGACGAGAAGAUCAUGCAGCUGGAGGAAUCCGAGUCUGAAUAG